This is a messenger RNA of Spodoptera litura, 1434 nucleotides long. RefSeq lists its product as uncharacterized. The record is from RefSeq and is a predicted model, not a curated record. NCBI's taxonomy places the organism in Eukaryota, Metazoa, Arthropoda, Insecta, Lepidoptera, Noctuidae.
GCUGUGAGCUGUCCCGCCGGUCUAAUAAAGUAAUAAAUUUCCAUCAAAAUGCCAUUGAGACAAGCUUUGAUUAUGGAGGACGAAGCAUCAAAUGAUGUGGAGGCAGUGGAAUACAUCGACAGUAACGACGAAGAUGAUCAAGCUGGUGAAACUCGACCAAUCAUGUUGCUGCUGCGCCGUCUUAUCCGCAAUAAACAAAACACGGUUAUGACCAAUGCACAAAUAAUAGAUAUACUACACAGCGAGUUUGACAUCUGCAUUAAGUCCAGCCACGAACUAGAAAUCAACAUCUACAUCAAGAUAAUCAAAAGAUAUCUUAAAGAUUGGCCGCAGUGGGAGGAACUGGAACGAAUAUCCACAAAACUGAGCAACUGCAAAGACUAUGAAGCCAUCUCGAAAGUUUUAAACCAUAAGUAUAAAAAUCUGAAGGAGUAUUUAGGCGUCAUGCUCGAAAUCGCUAAGCCAUUGGCAAAGAAAGCGGUCAUGGACAUCAACCCAAGCAUGACGGAGCCUAAAGAAACUAUUGUACCUAACGAGAAUGAUGGCAAUCAACAAAUCGUCAUGGAGUUACAGUGCUCAAGGGAACAAUUAAACUAUUUAAUAACAAGAUAUCCGGAUUGUGUCGAAAAAAAAUGUAUUUUCAACUUAGUACCUAAGCCCACACGAAUCAGAUUGGGAGCGUUAACGUUUGCGGAUAUUGUAAAAGGAUGGCCCCUUAAAAUUGCUAUAAAUCUACCACACCUCGUGCUCCAUAGAGAAUUUAUAUUCAAAUUGGAACACACUCUAGUAAACAAAGCACGACAGGGAGACAGGAAAUUCAAAGUACAUAUUCUAACGAACACUGUACAAGCAAGGACAACAAAAAAGACUGUACAUGUACCGAAAAACGUUGUCGUUCAAACUCUAGAUGAUAUUUUGACAGCGUGCGUUGCUAACAAAGAAAUGUUUGUGAUCUUGCACUCAAUUUUUGAUGUAAUGAAGCCGGAGAUCGACAAAACAGUGGUUGCAUUUAAAGUACCGUCUAGUUACAGGACUUUUGGGAAUAGAUUUAAGUACGUUAGGUAUUUGUACUCAGAUGAGGGGCAGCGUACUGGGACGUAUGACCUACAGUUGCAGGAGCUGAUGACUCCGAUUUAUAUGUAUAGUGUCCAUAUCGCUCGGGGAGAUUAUGGAGAGAUCACGCUGCCUUCUUUAGCAGAAUGGUUUAAGCUGGAGUGCGGGAUAUGUAAUUUUAAGCCUGUUGGGGAUACGCUGGUAGAAAUAAAAGAUAAAUUGGUCGCCCAUGUUAAAGACCAUAUUGGUGAUGAACCAGAUUGGCAAUGCACGAAUUGUUUGCAAACAUUUAGUUUGAAAUUUUUGACAAUGAAUCAGUGGUUUCAUAAGUGUCGAUUGUAAAGUAGAGGUAUAUAUGCGAUGAUUAAAUUUUAUUUUUUC